AUGAAGAAGUUGUGUUGUAUCGGUCUGCCGUUAGCCACAAGGCUCAUCAGUACCUACACGAUGUCGUUAUCUAUACUCAUGAUAAAUUUGCUCAUGAGCAAUUAUUUCUCAAGAGGGACAGAUAAUGAUUUCUUCGAUUGCGUGGACGAUUGGGGUGUGUUCGGCCUGAAUUGGAUGCAGAUUUUACGAAACUUGCAAGUGAAAAAGAAAGCACAAACAGCGGCGGUCUUUCUUCUCGUGUACACAAUAUCGUUUUUACUGGCCAGUGCCUCUCUCGCCCUAGGAUCAAUUUCCAGGAAACCUAAGUGCGCCGUGCCUUGGAUGUAUUUGCAAAUGAUUAGCAUAAUAGAUCAGACUGUGGCGCUGUCUAUUCAUCUGACGCACGAACCACAAUACAAUGUUUACGAUAAAUCAAUGUGGUACAUUCCAGUGUCCACUGUCUAUCUACUGUUGUCCACGUACUUAUGGAUAGUGGUGCAGGCUGCCCGAAGAGAAUGGGCGAUCCAGCAACAGGACUGCACAGAUGAACCACUGACGGAAGUAGCAACAGUGACACAACCGAACAAUAGUAACGGACCAAAGUCGCCAUCCUUCCUCGCGCAGAAUUUCUCGAUGUUCGAAUCACCGAGACCACCGACGGUUUUACCGAAAUAG
Eufriesea mexicana is the source of this 654-nucleotide messenger RNA. RefSeq lists its product as uncharacterized. Bases 1 to 654 code for a protein of 217 amino acids. NCBI's taxonomy places the organism in Eukaryota, Metazoa, Arthropoda, Insecta, Hymenoptera, Apidae. The transcript is spliced from 5 exons. The record is from RefSeq and is a predicted model, not a curated record.